Messenger RNA from Arabidopsis arenosa, 907 nucleotides. Lineage: Eukaryota; Viridiplantae; Streptophyta; Magnoliopsida; Brassicales; Brassicaceae. The record is from the annotation of a GenBank genome assembly.
AAGAAUCUUUUCACAUUCUCACGGAGGAAAGUAAAAUUAUGUGUGCCAAGAAAACAAAAUCAAAGUUUGGGUGCUUUAGUUACGUCUUUGGUGAUCGAUCUCGUUCUUCAAGAUGGCGAAAAGCUUCAAAGUGAAUUAAUCUGUCUUGUUUGCAGCAAACUACAUAUCCAGAAUCUGCUAUGUUCUAUUAAAUUACAUCGGAGUCGAAGAGAGUGUAUGGUCAGACAAUCCCGCUCUGAUAUCGCUCAGCUCCUUUCUAAUGGCCGCUUUUCAGAAGCUCUUCCAAAGGCGAAGCAAUUCUAUGAAGACGAGAGAAGGUUAUCGGCGUAUGAUCAGGUCGAGCUCUUCUGCACAUCCAUCUUGCAGAAUAUAUCUUCUUUGAAACAUGAAAGCGAUGUUAAUUUGUUACUGGAAGAAACUAAAGAAGCAAUGGCCGGAAUGAUAUUUGCUGCAUCAAGAAUUGGCGAGCUUGAGGAUCUUCAACACAUAAGGAGCUUGUUCGUCCAAAGAUUUGGGCUUAAGUUUGACAAAGACUGUGUAGAUUUGCGCCAAGGAAACGUCGUGGGUUCUGAGAUAGUCAAGAUUCUAGACACAAGUGUGCGGAAAGAUGAAAUUACAGAUAUUGUAAUGGAACUUUCUCAAAAGUACCAAACCAACAUCGCUACUUCUGCGGAUUCAAUAAGUGAAGAUUCAGCUUCAAGUGACGAUCUUGGCAUUUCCGAUCCUGAUGCGAUGAAGGUAGAGAAAAUGAAAAGGGUUAGGAGAAAGGAAGUUGUGAAGGAGAAUUCUAAGUUUAUGCAUCCAAAUCUUGGAGAGUUCCAAGGAAGAGAUCGAUCAUUCAUGAGAUAAGGGUUUGAUUGCGAUUGUUGUAUGGUUCAGAGGUUUUCACUAAAAGUCAAACCUUAGU